This is a messenger RNA of Hibiscus syriacus, 2203 nucleotides long. RefSeq lists its product as uncharacterized. The transcript has 11 exons. Gene Ontology annotation, molecular function: protein binding. The record is from RefSeq and is a predicted model, not a curated record. Lineage: Eukaryota; Viridiplantae; Streptophyta; Magnoliopsida; Malvales; Malvaceae.
UUCCAAGUUCCAACCCACCGUUCUUGUUAUUCUCCUUUUCCUUUUCUUGUCGGGGUCUUGGUCUGAAUUUAUAAUCGUCUACUCGACUGUGGUGUUUUCAUAAAUUUCAAACAGAAAUGGAACCCGAAAUGUUGGUAAUGCCGCCCCAAGUUUCCAUAAAACCCGAGGUGGAUGCUGCGGUAGGCGGCGUUGAGAGCUCCAAGACGCUUUUUCCGCCUCCUAAGGUCGUUGUUUUGGCUGACCUUAAUGUCAACCCUCCUGAAUCCGAAGACCAUGAUUCUCUACUGCUCCCUGCUCCUGACUUACCAGUUUAAUUUACAUGACGUAGGCUAACUAAUGAUGAAAGCAGUCAAGAGAAAAGCACCUUAAUUUCCAAAGACAGUGAUGCUGUGGAAGGAGCUGUUAAAAAGUUAAACAAGAAAUGCCGGUCGAGAAUUAGUAAGGCAGAUUCUUUACUCGAUUGCGGAGCGGAUGCUGAUGGGGAUCAGCCUAUUCAAGGGACUCACUCGUCUCGUGAGGAAAAAGUCAGCAGCCUCAAAACUGGUUUGGUGCAUGUUGCAAGGAAGAUGCCAAAAAAUGCGCAUGCUCAUUUCAUUCUUGGUCUAAUGUAUCAAAGGCUCGGCCAGCCUCAAAAGGCAAUUUCGGCAUAUGAGAAGGCAGCAGAGAUAUUGCUCCGCAGUGAGGCAGAGAUUGCACGGCCAGAGUUGCUUUCCUUGGUUCAAAUUCACCAUGCCCAGUGUCUUCUCCUAGAGAAUUCAGCAGAUAACGUUUUGGAUAAAGAGCUUGAACAUGCAGAACUUGAUGAGAUCCUCUCUAAAUUGAAGGAGUCAAUGCAGUCAGAUAUUAGACAAGCAGGUGUAUGGAACACCCUAGGCUUGAUUCUUCUCAAAACUGGUCGACUGCAGAGUGCCAUCGCAGUUUUAUCAUCUUUAUUGGCUCUUGCCCCCGACAACUAUGAUUGCGUUGGAAACCUUGGGAUUGCUUAUCUCCAGAGUGGAAACUUAGAGCUUUCAGCUAAUUAUCUCCAAGAUUUGAUCGUUAAAGACCAAAACCAUCCGGCAGCUUUAAUGAACUAUGCUGUAAUUCUUCUUUGUAAACAUGGUUCAGUUGUUGCUGGUGCUGGUGCAAAUGCCAGUGAAGGAGCUUCCAGGGAUCAGUUUGCAGCCAUCAAUGUUGCGAAGGAGUGCUUGUUAGCUGCAGUAAAAUCUGAUCCGAAAGCAGCACAUACAUGGACGAAUCUAGCCAAUGCAUAUUAUUUGAUCGGUGACCAUCGUAGUUCCAGCAAAUGUUUGGAGAAGGCUGCAAAACUGGAACCAAAUUGCAUGUCUACAAGAUAUGCCGUUGCAGUCCAUCGAAUCAAGGACGUUGAAAGGUCACAAGAUCCCAGAGAACAACUUUCUUGGGCAGGCAAUGAAAUGGCAUCAGUACUAAGAGAAGGAGAUGCUGUACCAAUUGAACCCACCAUUGCAUGGGCCGGACUUGCUAUGGUUCAUAAGGCUCAACAUGAGAUUGUGGCAGCUUUUGAGACGGAACAAAAUGAGUUAGUCGAGGUCGAAGAGCGAGCUAUCAUCAGUUUAAAGCAGGCAACAGCUGAAGACCCGGAUGAUGCUGUGCAAUGGAACCAGCUAGGCCUUCAUAGUCUCUGUUCUCAGCAUUUUAAAACUGCACAAAAGUACCUCAAGGCUGCAGUUGUUCGAUUUCGAGAAUGCAGCAGCUAUUCUUGGUCAAACCUAGGCAUCUCACUCCAAUUAUCCGAGGAGUCUUCGCAAGCCGAAUGCGUAUACAAGCGAGCACUUUCAUUGGCAUCAGCGGAACAAGCACAUGCAAUAUUUUCCAACCUGGGGAAUCUCUACCGACAACAAAAGCAAUAUGAACGCGCCAAGGCAAUGUUUACGAAGUCGCUCGAACUCCAGCCUGGAUAUGCUCCGGCUUUUAACAAUCUCGGUCUCGUGUUUGUCGCCGAGGGUCAAUGGGAAGAAGCAAAGUUCUGCUUUGAGAAAGCGCUUCAGUCGGAUCCGUUGCUUGAUGCGGCCAAAUCCAACAUGAUUAAAACUGUGGCCUUGUCUCGACUGUGUGCGGGUUUAUCCUCGUUUCUCAUACCCGAUUAAUGGACGUUGCUUGAAAUAUGUAAAAUUGGGGUUUAAAUAUCUGUAUAUAGUGUACAUUAUGGAGGAAAUGUGAAAGAACACGGCCUUGUAUCUUU